This is a messenger RNA of Bombina bombina (fire-bellied toad), 6166 nucleotides long. It is a transcript of the gene LY75, whose product is annotated as lymphocyte antigen 75. Gene Ontology annotation, molecular function: signaling receptor activity. Bases 54 to 5183 code for a protein of 1709 amino acids. NCBI's taxonomy places the organism in Eukaryota, Metazoa, Chordata, Amphibia, Anura, Bombinatoridae. The transcript has 35 exons. The record is from RefSeq and is a predicted model, not a curated record.
ACACAGUCGGUUCUCAGGUGCAGAGCUGCUUGGCCUGGGUGCCCGGUGGAAUUAUGGGCUCCAUGUGCAUCCUACAGUUGCUGAUCACGUUGGUCGUUAUACAUUACACGUCUUCUGCAUUUUCAGGAACUCUCUUUACCAUACGUCAUGAACAAACCAGCAAAUGUCUUAAAACCAAAAACAAUCAACUUAUCUUGGCAAAUUGCUCAGAAAGUAGUGAAACCUUGAUGUGGAAAUGGGUUACCAACCAUCGACUCUAUAAUGUGGGGUCCCAGAAGUGCCUUGGACUUGACCUGUCCAAUCCUCAAGACCCUUUGAAAAUGUUUCCUUGUGACUCUAAGUUUUUGUUGUGGUGGAUGUGUACCCAUGGAUUGUUACAAGGGGCUUCCAUGUAUACGUUGGCUGUAACUACUGAAUCUGUGACCGCAAGUUUCUCUUCCAACGACACAUGGACAAGAAAUGACACCAUACAAAAUGUGUGCUCCUUGCCAUACCACGCUAUCUAUACCAGAGAUGGAAACUCUAAUGGAAAACCUUGUGAACUGCCCUUCGUCUAUGAGGGAAAAGUGUACCAUGACUGUAUCCCGGCAAUGAAUGAAACCAAAGAAUGGUGUGCUACCUCAUUCAAUUAUGAUUCAGAUAAAAAAUGGGGAUAUUGCUUGUUACCAGUUAAUGACUGUGAGAACUGGUCAAAGAAUUCCACACUUCAAAGUUGUUACCAGUAUUCUUCAUAUUCAAGUGUGACAUGGAAAGAAGCUUAUAUAUCCUGCCAUAGCCAAGGAGCAGAUUUAUUAAGUAUAUCCAGUAUUGAAGAAUUGCAGUACAUCAUGGCAAAUGAAGAACUUCCAGAAGUUGUAUGGAUUGGACUCAAUCGAUUGGAUAUUUCUAGUGGCUGGCAAUGGUCAGAUAAUACACCACUGAAUUUUAUCAACUGGCAUAAAGGGUUAGCUGGUUUUUCAGUUUUGGAUGAUACCAGUUGUGGAGUUCUGUUUCCAGAAACUGGACAAUGGGGAACCUAUCCGUGUAAUACAAAGCUGCCUUAUAUCUGCAAGAAAGCAUUAAAUGCCACAAAAUCUGAGAUACCAGAUUCAUGGAGUUACUUGGAUGCUGCAUGUAAUGAGACCUGGCUUCCUUAUAAUGGUUUUUGUUAUAAGAUGUAUGAUCCAAGCGUAUGGGAAAGUGCUGAGCUAUUUUGCAAGCAACAAAAUGGGCACCUUAUCAGUUUCCAUUCCUUGGCAGACAUAGAGUUGGCAGUUACAAAAUUUUUUAAUAGUUCUGAAGAUAUUUGGUCUGGUUUUAAAAGUCAUGAUUACCCACCUUUGUUUCAUUGGUCUGAUGGAACAGAAAUUAUUUUUACAUAUUGGGACCAAAAUGAGCCAUAUAUUUCUUACAACAAGUCUCCAAAUUGUGUUUCCUUUUCAGGAAAGACUGGUCGAUGGCAUGUACGAUCUUGUAAUGAGACUUUCAAUUAUAUAUGCAAGAAAAAAGGAACUAUUACUAAUGAGACAAAAUAUGACACAGGAUGUCUGUCAGUUGAGGAUUGGAGACGUCAUGGAAGCUACUGCUAUCUGGUUGAUAAAAAAGAAAUGGCGUAUACCCUAGAAUGUGACCUUGUUGUCUCUAAUAAGUUUGAACAAGAGUUUAUAAAUAGUCUGAUAAAAGAAUAUGGACAGACACAACAAAAGUAUUUCUGGACAAGUUUAAGAGAUGUAAAUAAUACUGGAGAUUAUUACUGGGAAACUUCAUCUGGGGAAAGGAACAUGACCUACUCAAACUGGGGAUCAUUUCAGCCAGCUUUUUCUGGAGGCUGUGUUGCAAUGAAUAGUGGGUCAUCUCUUGGAAAAUGGGAGGUCAAAGACUGCAAAACCUUUAAAGCACAGUCCAUCUGCAAGAAACCAUUAAAAUCCCCUAUGCCAGAAGAACCGCUACCAAAAUUCGAGGGUGCGUGUCCUGAGGGUUGGCAUACUGGAUCAGACCUAUAUUGCUAUAAGCUGUUUCACUAUGAGAGAAUUUUAAACAAAAGGACCUGGGAAGAAGCCGAAGGUUUUUGUGAAGAGUUUGGUGGACAUCUGACAAGUUUUGCCCAUUUAGAUGAUUUGAAAGUGUUUUAUGAAUUCUUGCGAUUAUUGUUCAGUGAUGCACGAUGGGUCUGGGUUGGUUUGAACAAAAGAAAUUUGGCUCAAGAAGGAAGUUGGCAGUGGAGUGAUAACCGGCCUGUUUCUUCAGUUUUUUUACCAUAUGAUUUUCAUGAAGAGGACUAUGACUUUAAGGACUGUGCUGCUUUUAAGGUUAAUACACAGUUGUAUAGAAGACAUUGGACAUUUGGGUUGCAGAACUCUAAAGAGCCAGAUUUUUACUUGAAACCUUUCCGCUGUGAUGUCCCUCUUGAAUGGGUCUGCCAAGUUCCCAAAGGGGCUGUGAAAUUGCCAGAGUGGUCCGUACCAGAUAGUGGACGUGAUUCCCUUAUUGUUGAUGGUGAGGAGUUUUGGUUUGUGGAUAACCUACAUCUCUCUUACAAAGAAGCUGAAUUACAUUGCGCUAACAAUGGAAGUGAGCUAGCCUCUGUGGAAUCGUAUAUGGCUUUGACUGCCAUCCAGCAAAAACUAGCCAAUAUAUCUGUAGCAAGACAAAACUGGUGGGUGAAAUCCAUAAACUUUAGAGAUCGAAUUCAUUCACCGCUGAUGUUCUAUGAGAUUAUAUUUGGCUCGACUAUAAACCAGUGCCGGUAUAUUUCUACAGAUGGUUUGCAAUUAGAGUAUAUACAUUUCCCACCCCUAGACUGCAGUCUGAAAUUUCCAUUUGUGUGUGAAAAUCGGAAUGUAACCUUAUUGGAGAAGGAAGGACAAAAGCAAAAGCAAGUUAGUGGAGUCUGUCCCACAAGAUGGAUUGCUUUUGGAGACAAGUGUUAUCUGCUAGUAAGGACCCAAAAUGCAACAUUUCAGCAGGCCAAAGAGUAUUGUACAGGCUUUGGAGGAUCUCUGCCUUCAAUCGCUAAUCAAAAUGAACAAGAUUUUAUUACAAGUUUGCUUCCGAACCUAACCUCUCAGUUUUGGAUUGGGAUGAAGAUUACUUUUGGUAGCAGAGUUAACAAAUGGGCUGACGGAAGUAAUAUCACCUAUAGUAAUUUAAACCCGAUUUUACAUGGACGGCUAAAGAAGUUUUCAUUUGAUCUUUUAGACCAUGAAAAAAGCAGCCAGUGUGUGUUCAUUCUGAAUGACCGCAAAUCAAGAUUUAUUGGAACAUGGGAUCUAACAAGUUGCGCAGAAACAAAAAAUGUGGCCCUUUGUCAAAAACCUCAAGAUCUGGUCGAAAACCAAACCAAACCGAAUGUGCCUGAAGAUGAAGAAUAUCAAGGUCAAAAGUACAAAAUCCUUCAGAAAAAUUUAACUUGGUAUAAUGCCUUGACAGAAUGCAAAAAACAUCAGAUGGAACUGGUUAGCAUAACUGACCAAUACCAGCUUGCAUUUCUUGCAGUCAAGGGUAGCCUUUUGGAUGUUCCAAUGUGGAUUGGACUGUCAAGCAGAGAUGAUGGGAUGAACUAUCAUUGGCAAGAUGGAAAAGAUGUUACUCUUAACCGGUGGUCAAGAAAUGAACAGGCAAAAGAAGAUUGUGUUUUUAUGGACAGUGAUGGAUUCUGGAAAACUCUAAAUUGUGAUGAGGAGCUACCAGGAGCAUUUUGUUACUUUCCAGCAAAAAAUGAAAUGGAGAAGCCUUCUGAGAACAUAAAGUGCCCUCACACAAUAGAAAAUGUUCCAUGGAUUCCAUUUCAGAAUAGUUGUUAUGCUUUUCUGUUAUCACAUGAAAGAUGGCCCUCAAAUCAAACCAGCAAAGGUCACAGUGUCUGCAGGAAACUCCAUCCAGAUGCAUAUGUCUUGAGUAUUAGAGAUGAAGAGGAGAAUGCCUUUGUGUUUGAUCAAAUUCAGCCAUACAGGGCUCUUGCACGUUGGGUCUGGUUGGGAGUUAUUUAUAAUGUAAAUGGAAAACAACUUAUGUGGCAUGAUGAGACCUACGUAAAAUACUCAAACUGGAGGUUUGGAAGACCAGAUGUUGUAAACAAUAGUUUUUAUGCAGCCAUGAAUGUAGAUGGUUCUUGGGAUAUCUUCCUCUAUCCAGAUUUUUUCCGAACUCUGUUUUUAAAACAUCAUAGCAUUGUGGCUUGCAAAAUAGAAUUUGAUCAAAACGAGGACUACAAAAGGCCAUUGCCAUCUGAAAUGCCUUAUGAGAACAAUAUAUAUUAUAUAAUUAAAAAAAGGCUUACCUGGAACCAAGCUGUGAGAGAGUGUAAAGAAGGCGGUGGCAACUUGGCCAGCAUGCAUGAUGAUAUACAGCAGUUAUUUUUGGAAAAUAUUGUGCGGCAUGAUGGGUUUCCACUCUGGAUUGGAUUGUCAAAUCCUGGUAUAAACCAAGCAGCUUUUGAGUGGUCUGAUGGCAGUACAUAUGACUUUAGACCUUCAGCAUUUUCACAACUAAAACAAGCCGGGGACUGUGUUUUUUUGGAUAUAAAAGGAGAGUGGAAGUAUAAUACCUGCUCCACAAGUCUAGAGGGUGCCAUCUGCUACAGAAAUCAAGAAGAACAAAGUAAGAUCACUGACACUGUUUGUCCCAGUACUCUUGGAGAAGGAAAAUGGAUCCGGCAUAAGGAUUAUUGCUAUGGAUUUGAUUUGAGAAUUUAUAAUUUUUCUUUAUUCAGUAGUGAUGAGGCCAAAACAUUUUGCCAAACAUUAGAUCCCAAAGCUGUUUUACUAACUAUAAAUGAUGAAGACGAAAAUCAGUUUAUCAACAGGCAUCUAGCAGCUGAUCCCUUCAUCACUGAUCGAGUUUGGCUUGGCUUGAGCAUCAAAUCUGCUGGUAAAGAAAUGAAAUGGCUUGAUGGUUCUGCUGUGAAAUAUACCAAGUGGAAUGGUGUGCAGAAAGACAGCAGUCUAUGUACUGUAUUGACUGUCUCAAAAAGAAUGUGGGACAGAGUUGACUGCAUGCAAGGCCGUGGCAGAGUUGUUUGCAAAGCUCCUCUGAAACCCAAUCGAGUGGGUAUAACAAUUGGAUUUGCUGUGUUCAUUAUUGUCCUACUCAUCGUUGGACUGCUUUUUUACCUAUACAAAAAGAAAAGAGCUUACUUCUUCUCUUCAGUCCGUUAUGAACGAGCAGAGGAAGAAACUGAAUCAAUGGUUGUAAAUUAUAACUAGAACUUUAAAUUGCACUUGCAUUUUUUUGCACAUUUCUUCAAUCUGAAAAUAAUUACGUGAAUGUUUUUGAUAGGAUGUCUUGGCCUUAAAGUGAAAGUAAAGUCUACCAUAUUGGAAUACGGCUUUAGUUUAGUAGACUAUAAACAAGUUCAGUCGCUAACUUUUUUUAUUUUUUACAUUUUUGGAAAUAUGUAUAUAAAUGCAAUCUUACUCUGCGGUAUCUUCCUCCGCCCCCUCCCUUUCUUCCGGCUUCAUCGUUCUUACUUUGAUCAGCAGUCCCACCCGCUGCAUACGUAAGAAAGCGUGCUCGUACUCAAGUAAUUAAUUUAUGCGCAAUGUUACGAUCUCCGCUAAGAUACAUACUAACAAUGAAUCACUAAAUUUAUUGUUUAGUAUUUUAUCGGAGAUUGUACUAGCGGUGUGUCGGCAUUGAGGGAUUCCCCAAAGACUACGAGCAAAACUUAUAAUGUAAGAAUAGAAGGGGAUUCCCUUUGGUAAUGCGCAUGCGGCUUGCAUGAACGCGCUUCGAGAGACAGAGUUCAGAGUUAGCCGCAUGCGCAUUACAAGCCAGGGGCGUACAUCGAACUGAUUUAGAUGCAAAUGGGGUACCCAAUCAGUUUGAUACUGCUGGAUUCGUCACCACAAAGGAAAACAUUUUUUACAUGCAUGUGGAGGAUCGCCGAGAGACUUGGGCAAACUUAUUUUUAAAAAAAAGCAUUUAGAAAAGGUUGCAAAUAAAAUGAUGAAUUAAAGUAACCUUUAUUUUUAAUAUAUAUUUAAAAUAUUAAUAACGUAUAGCCUAAAUUUACUUUCACUUUAAGAAUGAUUUUUUUUUGCAAAACAUGGUUCUAAAAACAUUAUUUUGCUAAUACUCUUUUAAAUUAUGCUCUGAUCAUAUUUCACUAUCAACUCUUGUAUAGAUUAGUUUAAUUUUUGAACAAAUAUUUUGUUUUUCUGCCAUUAAAUCAGACGUACCAGAUGAA